CCAUGGACAGGCGGGGAGGCUGCAGCGCUGCGGGGAUGCGGGCAGUGGAAGCUGCUUUAGCAGCGGCUGCAAAUGAAGAACCACAACCCCGGGUAGGGGGAAGGCGGGGUACCCGGAGCCCGGCAAGCUCUGCAGGGACCCCGGGCACAGGCAAGGGCAGCCCAAAUGGAGAGUGUCGGAGGGAACUCUCCGAGACGCCGCCCCGGGAACACAAGGUGUCCUUCUCUACCGAGCCUCCGCGGGGGUCCUCCCCCGGGAAGGAACCCGAGGAAGGGGAUGAUGGGGAGCCCCGUACUGGAUUCAUGCACCGCCAGCUCUCCGCCAUGCUCCAGCCUGGGGUCAACAAGUUCUCCCUACGAAUGUUUGGGAGCCAGAAGGCGGUGGAGAGGGAGCAGGAAAGGGUGAAGUCCGCGGGGGCCUGGAUCAUACACCCCUACAGCGACUUUAGGUUCUACUGGGACUUCACAAUGCUACUUUUCAUGGUGGGUAACCUUAUCAUCAUCCCUGUGGGAAUCACCUUCUUUAGAGAUGAGACCACCACACCAUGGAUUGUGUUUAAUGUGGUUUCAGAUACCUUCUUCCUCAUAGACCUUGUCAUGAACUUUCGAACUGGCAUAGUGAUUGAGGAUAACACAGAGAUCAUCUUGGACCCUCAGAAGAUCAAACGCAACUACCUUCGUACAUGGUUUAUAGUGGACUUUGUGUCCUCCAUUCCUGUGGACUAUAUCUUCCUUAUUGUUGAGAAAGGCAUUGACUCUGAGGUUUACAAGACUGCACGGGCCUUACGGAUUGUGAGAUUCACCAAGAUUCUAAGUCUGUUGAGGCUGCUCCGGCUCUCCAGGCUUAUUAGAUAUAUACAUCAGUGGGAAGAGAUUUUCCACAUGACUUAUGACCUGGCCAGCGCUGUGAUGCGCAUCAUCAAUCUAAUUGCUAUGAUGCUGCUGCUCUGUCACUGGGAUGGGUGUCUCCAGUUCCUUGUGCCGAUGCUGCAGGACUUCCCCAGUAACUGCUGGGUAUCCAUCAAUCGCAUGGUGAAUGACUCCUGGAGCGAGCUGUACUCUUUCGCUCUGUUCAAGGCCAUGAGCCACAUGCUGUGUAUUGGAUAUGGGCGCCAGGCUCCUGAGAGCAUGACGGACAUCUGGCUAACCAUGCUGAGCAUGAUUGUGGGGGCCACGUGUUACGCCAUGUUUAUUGGACAUGCAACAGCACUUAUUCAAUCUCUUGAUUCCUCCCGAAGACAGUAUCAAGAGAAGUACAAGCAGGUGGAGCAGUACAUGUCAUUCCAUAAGCUGCCUGCUGAUUUUCGCCAGAGGAUUCAUGAUUAUUACGAGCACCGUUAUCAGGGAAAGAUGUUUGAUGAAGACAGUAUAUUGGAGGAACUGAACGAGCCUCUGCGGGAGGAAAUUGUGAAUUUUAACUGCCGGAAGCUGGUAGCAUCCAUGCCCCUGUUUGCCAACGCUGACCCCUGUUUUGUUACCGGCAUGCUGACUAAGCUAAAGUUUGAGGUCUUCCAGCCUACCGAUUACAUCAUUCGUGAGGGAACCAUCGGCAAGAAGAUGUACUUCAUCCAGCAUGGGGUGGUCAGUGUCCUCACCAAAGGCAACAAGGAAGUGAAGCUCUCUGAUGGUUCCUAUUUUGGAGAGAUCUGCCUGCUGACUCGAGGCAGGCGCACAGCUAGUGUCCGUGCUGAUACAUAUUGUCGACUGUAUUCACUUUCUGUGGAUCAUUUUAAUGAAGUUCUGGAAGAAUAUCCCAUGAUGAGACGUGCUUUUGAGACAGUGGCCAUAGACAGACUUGACAGGAUUGGAAAAAAGAACUCUAUUUUGAUGCACAAGGUCCAGCAUGACCUAAACUCUGGUGUCUUCAACAACCAGGAAAAUGAAAUUAUCCAGGAGAUUGUCAAGUACGACCGAGAGAUGGUACAACAGGCAGAACUUCACCAACUAGGUGGUGGGAUGUAUGCCACCUGUGUCUCCCCACCACCCCAGCCCCAAGUCACCUCUGCCAUUGCCACCUUACAGCAGGCAGUAGCCAUGAGCUUUUGCCCACCCAUGGCAAGUCCCCUUGUGGGAUCUCCCCGUAUAAUGAGGCGGCUUCAGUAUGCUCCAGGAGGGAGUGGUGCCUUUUCUGUGUCCCCUGGCCUUUUCCAGCCUCCUCUGCAACUUUUGCAGCACCAUCCACCCCCUCACCAAGUUGUGCGUCAACCCCCUGCUGCUGUACCUAGUCCACCUUCCCAGUCACCACGGGUAUCCCAGAACUUUGCCUAUCCUGCAAAGGGGCAGACUGGCUCCCAACUUUCCCUUGCCCAGUCUGUGACUUCCUCCUCCCCUCAUCGGCUUUCUGUUCACAAAAGCACCCACUCCUUGCACUCGGCCACUCUCACCCGUGAGUCUCGUCCACUUUCUGCUUCACAGCCUUCACUCCCUCAGGGAGCAUCACAGCUUCGUAGCCCUCCAGCUCCUGCUACAGUGGUGGGCAGCUUUACUUCCCCUGGUGGUAAGGGAGUACUAGUGGCUCAGACUGGCUCAAGGGGCCCAGUUCCUGCUCGAUUGGCUCUCUCCCACCAGUUAUCUUCAUCUGGUUCUGUUGGGGGAGCUUCAGACUCUGUGGGUGGAGCUCCAGCUGGGGGCAGGAAGGAUUCUGUAGUCAGUGCCCCAGACACUGACCCAGUGAGGGGAAGGCUUUCAGCCAACUUGUGACAGUCUGAAAGAUAAUACACCCAUUCUCUGAGAUGGGAGUCAGGAAACUGCUAAUAGGGCAAUAAGGAGGCGAGAUGGUAGAAUCAAAAUGUGCCACAGUAUCUGCCACUCAAAUACAAAUGCAGUGAAAAGGUAACCAUUAAUAAUAUAUAGGGAGUUUCCUUCCCUCAUUUCGGUUAAAUCAGCAGUGCCACCUAAUACACAACUCCUCCCAAGCAGGGAAGUGGUGGUACUGCUCCACACCUGGGAAGAGCUCCGCAGGAAAACAGCAGCCAUUAAUUAUGUUAUAAAAAUAUUAGAAAGGAAGCAGAUUGCUAUAUUUUAUAAUAGUGUUGUUGUUUUUAUAUAUGUAGAACAUUGGUAAGAAUGACAUUACAGAUUCAACAGCAGGUACUAGGUUGAGCAUUGCUUGGUUCUGAUUCACAGAAACCACAACUAUUCACAAAGCAAGAACAUCACUGCAUAAUGUUCAUCUGUUCCUUUUAACAAACAAAUGUCAUUGCUAAAUAAGGGUUUGGCAGCUAAUUUUAAAAGCUGUGUAAGUAAAUCACAAUUGGAAGAAGUGCAACUAUCCCAAUUUUGUUAUUUCCAAACAUAUACAAUUAGUUUCCAUUGGUCUAAAGAUUUGCAGACUGCAGGCGGUUUGCGAUGGAGCUUACGUCUCUUACUCAUGUAGACAGCGUUAUGCUUCAGGGUCCUGUCUGAUAAACAUUUCUUACAAAAAUGCAACCCAUUUAUUAUAUAAAACCUUAUUUAAGGAGUUUAUAUUAUGGAUUUUAAAGUUGUUUACAUAGCCUUGGCUUAUCCCAUCUUGUUGGAAGUUGCCUUGCAAGGAUUAGGUAGUCUGUAUUGAACAAAAAAUACUUGUCUGAAUUACUUAUGAUGCAGUGCUACCAUCUGAUGUUUGCGACAAAGCUGACACUGCCUUAUAAAAAAUUGGUGACAGCUUUAUUUAUAAAAUUAUUCAAUAGAGCUAAACGGGAUGGCUUGACUAGAGGGAAACAAACUAUUCCAAAGAAACCAAAAGAACCAAAUGUGUGCAAUAUAGAGUUUAGUUACAUUUGGUCACUUGGGAGGCGUUGCACGUUUCCAAAUCACUGCUGUUUUAACUGUGGUGAGGUGGAGGUCAGUGCCCUGUUGGUGCCCUUCCACCUCCACAAUGUACACUAUUAGCUUAAAAGUGGCCAUUAGGGAGAGGAGCAGAUUCUGUUCACCAAAGCUUGCUCUAAUAUCCCACUGCUGACACCAACUGAGCUCUUUGUCCAUCCCAUGGAUUGUAUUUUAGAAAGCCAUAUUGUGUAUUUCACACAAUUGUAUAUUAUGAUAUAUAUCUAUUAUCUGUAUUUUAUGCUGUUAUAAAGCAGGGGAAAGGGAGGAUCCUAUAGAUUUAGUGUUCAAUCUUAGCCUACAUAAUCAAGUUUAAUAACUGCAGUGACCAUGGGAAAUUGUCGCAAAGCACAUUCUGUCCUUGCUUUUCAUUAGAGUGCUGCAUAAUGUUGCAUCCUAGAGGGGCAGCCUGAUAUAAAGUCAUAGAAAAAAAUCAAUUUGUCUCUGGAUUGGAUGAAUAUUUAACAGGAAUAGCUGUGCCAAUAAUACAUUACUACAAUGGCGUUGUGUUCCUGUUUUUUUUUUUUUUUUAAAAAGUUCUCUAAUAAAUUUAUCUAAAAUGUAGCUUGUUUCCUAAAAAAAGACUGCCCCCUUAGGCUGCUUAUUUUAAAAAACAAAAUACAGGGAUUCACAUUUAUAUUUUUAGAGGGCGGAAGACUUCCAUGGGGGAUUACAUGUUCUAAAAUGUGGGGGAAGUUGUCCCCUUGUCUCCCUGGUGCCUGCAACCAGUUUUGGCACCCUAAUGAAUGUAUUUGGGGACAUGGAGGCAUUGGUUGAUUUGGGGAAAUAGUGUCUCCUGUCUUUCUUUUCAGAAGCUGCACUUUACCAAGCAAAAUUAUUUCAGCUUCUGUGUGUGUGCAAUAAACAGAUUUUUCUGAAA
Bombina bombina (fire-bellied toad) is the source of this 4686-nucleotide messenger RNA. RefSeq names its product hyperpolarization activated cyclic nucleotide gated potassium and sodium channel 2 (gene HCN2). Bases 3 to 2699 code for a protein of 898 amino acids. The record is from RefSeq and is a predicted model, not a curated record. NCBI's taxonomy places the organism in Eukaryota, Metazoa, Chordata, Amphibia, Anura, Bombinatoridae. Gene Ontology annotation, molecular function: voltage-gated potassium channel activity. Gene Ontology annotation, cellular component: membrane. The transcript is spliced from 8 exons. Gene Ontology annotation, biological process: potassium ion transport; transmembrane transport.